Molecule: messenger RNA, 4081 nt
Organism: Mercenaria mercenaria
Lineage: Eukaryota; Metazoa; Mollusca; Bivalvia; Venerida; Veneridae
Product: transient receptor potential cation channel subfamily V member 3-like
Exons: 3
Coding region: 230-2611 (793 amino acids)
Biological process (GO): calcium ion import across plasma membrane
Cellular component (GO): membrane
Molecular function (GO): calcium channel activity
Source: RefSeq, a predicted model, not a curated record
CUUGUGUUUUUGGUUACUAUUACUAUGUUUACCAUGUUAGCUGAAAAUGUUAUUUAGCGAGCAAACUGACCGAGGACAUAUUAAUAUUACAUUUAUCUGGACUCGAUUUCAUUUGAGGAGAAACAGCAGAAGUGCCAAGAGUACAUUUUGAAGUUUUGCUUGAAGUAUAUGGAGGUAAACGAUUUCUUAAUUUGGUAAGAAAAAACGAGAACGUACGUUGAUAUCAGUCAUGCCAGACAAACUUUCAAAGGCACGAAAAUUAUAUGCUUGUUUAGAAAAAGUUGCUGAUUCAAAGGACGACGAUCAGACAUAUGACAUCGUUAAGAAAAAAUUCAAACGCUUUUUCAAAAAGAAAAUCUCAGACGUCCUUUUCCAAACGCCUCUGCUUCAUGGUCAUAUAACGGAUGCUGACAGAGAGAAGAAGUCAACCGAAGAACCAAAAGAAGAUGUGCCUAUUAAUGGAGAAUCAGUGCUGCUUCGCGCUUUAUUGAUACCUACCCUUUCUUGUAGUGAAAAAUUUACUUCUGUUGAUUACAUUAUUAACAAGCUUAUAGAUCAUGUCCCAGAAAUGAUUCUUCAUAACAACAAGUAUACGAACGAAAUAACUGGUAAAGUGUACAGUAGUAUUACUCCGCUGCACGUCGCAGUUUUGAAAGAAGACUCAAAGCUGCUUUACAGAGCAGGUCAUAUGUUAACAAAAAAAGGAGACAAACUUGAACAUGUUAUUGAUAAAAUAAAUGGCAUCGACGCAAAUGAGGAAACAUAUCAGAAUACGCUUAUGAUGGCGGGAACCCCUCUUGGAGUAGCAACACUUACAUGCAAUGUAGAAAUUUUUUGUCUAAUACUGUCGCAUUUUCAUUCGGAAUUGACAAUUGUAAAUGAAAAAGGAGACAAUAUCGUUCAUUCUUUGAUUAAAUGCACACAUCGUAACCCAGAUCCGUUGUACAAAGAGAAAUCGAAAUCUAUGUUAAAUUUUAUUUUGAACAUGAAAUGGAGGGAGUGUAUAAAAGGAAAACCUGGUGCUGCAAGGGAAGAAACACGUCUUUUACUUAUGAUGAAAAAUGAAGAAAAACUCACACCUCUGCAGUUGGCUGCCAAACGAGAGCAGAAUGAGCUGUUCGAAAUAAUCCUACAACAUGAGGUUUACUGUCUGAAAGACUCAGUCGAUUGUACACAUAAUGUUAAAUAUGACAUCACAGAAGUUGAAACUCUCGCUUUAGAGGCUGAAGACAGCAAUGACAAACACGAACAUUUGCAAACCGGCCGUCAUGAGUCUAUUCUUGAGUACGUUGCGCUGCAGGACACAGAAUCCGCUUUUAGAUUUGCCGACUUUCUACCAGUCAGGAAAGUUAUCAGAGCAAAAUGGCAAUAUUACAGAUAUCUGUUUUACGGAUGGUUUGCCUUUCAUUUAGUUUUCAUUAGUCUUUUAACUGUUGUAGCGUUAAGAAGGUCAAAACUGGUUUCAGCACCAGACAAUAGCGCAAACUCUACGACAGACAAAGCUAUUUUUAGAUAUAUCGUGAAUGAAGACAUGUUUGUAACUACUGUUGGAGCAUUUGGCGUGUUUCUUGGGUGUGUAUUUAUCAUUUGGAUGCUAGUCCGUUUUAUAGCUAUCCGCAGGUUUGAGGCAAAAGCUUCACCAAAGGUGCUCAGGAACUUUCUAAUACGUUGGGCAAUGCCGUAUUCAAAUUUAGCUUUCGAAUUUUACUUCUUCUUACUUUCCAUUUGUCUUAUUUUGGAUUUUUCAUUAGCCUCGUCAUCGGUAGACUGGUAUGAAAAUUAUUUUCUUAUAGUGGCAGUCAUAGCAGGAUGGUAUCUAGUGUUGUUUUUUCUGCAAUCAUUGAAACCAUUUAGUUUCUUCACAGUUUUGAUACAAAAGGUUAUAUUGGAUCUGAUGAGGUUUUCUUUCGUCAUGUCCAUUUUCCUUGUUGCAUUCUCUACAGCCAUGUCAAUGAUUAUGCAAGGGGCAGACACUACAGAUGAUGACUUUGAACAUUUCGGAAAAUCAGUAGUUAAAAUGCUCACUGUCUUGUUAGGUAUUGGUGAAAUGGAUAUAUUCUUUCAAGCAAGACAGCCAAUUCUUGCUUUACUUGUGUUUGUUCUAUUUGUACUUCUGACAACGAUCUUGCUCCUUAAUGCAUUAAUUGCCCUCAUGUCAAAUUCGUGCACGGAUUUGAUGAGAAGUCAAGGUGGAGCUGUUGGUUCAAAAAUGCAUAGCCGUCUUCAAAAGUUGUCAGUUAUUCUUUUCCUAGAAAGCUAUUUACCAAGAUGUUGCUGUAAAGAAGUUGGCGAGAAAAAAGACAAAUACAGGUAUACAGAAGGACGAUGGAGACCAAGACGAAUAUUAACUAAUGUUUACAGUAAGACAGAAAAUGUGACAUUCUUUUCUCGGACCUCACCUGCAUCUCUUUGGCGACAGUGGUUUAGAAAAAACAAAAUGAAUAAAACGGAGAAAACUUUAGAAAUUUCACAACAUGAAAGACAAAUAUGUGAUAAAUGGGGGCAAGUAGACAUUGUUCAUAUUGAAACUGAAGUAGUUAGACAUAAUGAGGCCGAGGGUAAUACUCGCAAAUUAAAUGUUUGCCAAAAGUGUGCAAAACGUUUCAGAUGAAUAGUAAGGUCUGCCAAGUUAACCACACUAGUUAAAAGUGAUAUUUGGAAACGAAAUAGUUUUUUAAUUGCCUUGAUAUGUGUUUUAGAUAGGUAAAUCCGUUUUAAAAGAAGGUUAAAAUGAAAUCUUGUGUAGUUGCGUUACAAAUGUAAUGUCACGUUAACAGAGUUUCUAGAUUCGAACAGGCUCGACUUAAGAAUAUUUACAUUCACUGCACACUUUUUAUAGAAAGAAAAUAACGUUUAUUUAAGUAUAAACACCUUUGAUGCAGUAAUAACAAGUGCGACACUUUCCGCGGGAUUUCACUUGUAAUUUGACGUUGUUCACGCAGAACAUAUAGACAAUGGCGUCGUUCGAAAAAAUGUAUUAGAAAUCGACAAUCAAAGCGGAACAUUUGAUAAAAGCUAAAACUUUCACAGCAAAGAUUAAAACUGAACCGACACGACUGCAAUUUUUGCCGAUUUUGAGAUAUUUUGAAUUGAAAUCAGGAACUGUAUUUUUAAUCGAAAGGCAGAUUGCAGUUUAACGUGGGCGAGUUUUUUAAAACUGUUUUCUCUAUUUAUUAUAAAGAUCGGUAGUCCAAUUAUUAUUGUACAUUUUUGGGGAAGAAACAUCAUGUUUUUUUCAUUGAAUGACUUAGAAAUGUAAGUAUAAGGAUACAAUGGAACUUUUUGCGCGUUUAUAUGGGUAUAAACAACAUUGAGACUUUUAGCAAAUCAUCAAAGAAGUAUUUGCCAGAAGUGCCAAUAUGGUUCAUACCCGUAAUUACGUACGAAAUUAAAAUCCAGUCUUUAAAUAAACAUCAUUCCAUAUUAAGUAAUGUUGAUUUCAAGUGUGUCGGGUAACACAAUUAGUGAACAAGCUUCGCGGCUAUGAUAUGAUUAUCUUUGAUAUAAAUGUAAUUAUAUUUCAUACCAAGGGAAUUUAACCAGUUUUCAUUGUCCACAGUGACGGUAUUCUUUAUUAUCAGUCAAGUCGACGCAGUAAAAUUAAGAUUGAAAACUGUCUUUUUUGCAGUUCUUUGCAGUUCACUUGAAAUUAACUGUAAAUAAUAUAGUGUACAUUUGAUAUUUGUUGUGUUAUUACUUAUAUGUCCUUUCUGUAUAACAUGUUUUUCAUACCUUUGUGACAAAGACUUCCUGUCUCCAAUUUCAUGUGUUCUAAUAAAUGCUUAUUUUAUAACUGAUUCCUUCCCUUUUUAUUUUGUAAAACGAGUCGGGCCUUCAACGCGAACAUCUAAAGUACUUCAAGGGUUCAUCGUAAAUGCUUAUUUUCGGAACAAAUUUAAAUCUAGAGGAAGAUACAUUUAGCUGGUGUUUCGUAUUCUAAAUUUUAUAUUUAAUAUGUAACUUUUGAAGAUAUUAAACAAUAAUUAUGGGUUCAUAACAUAAUUAUUAGUAAGUCCAUUAUAUAUUGUUUGUUAUCCGGGAAGUCAAUUUGAAAAAAUACACAAUAAGAAAUAUUGUUAGC